AUGGGACCGAAGGGUGACAAGGGCGUCUGCACGAAUUUGGCUCUGCCCGGCUCGCCGAUGUCCGGCUCGCAAAUGAUGGUCUCCGGCCCGCCCGGACCGCCAGGAUUGCCUGGACAACCCGGCAAACCGGGUCGUGACGGGCUGAACGGAUUGCCGGGGCCGAAAGGCGAACGUGGACUGCCUGGAUUUGAUGGGGAGAGUAAGGUGGGACCCAAAGGAGACCCGGGCGAACCUGGCCGAGAUGGAAUGCCAGGACCCCGUGGCCCGGCCGGCGAGCGAGGACCAAAGGGAAAACCCGGCCUCCCCGGCCCGCCCGCCUCGAACCAGUUGGGCAACACCGACGAGCUGUUGCGCGAGCUGAUGCCCGCGAUCAAGGAACAGUUGACGGAGAUCCGAGUGAAACACGGAUAUCCGGGACCGCCGGGACCCGCCGGGCCCUCUGGACCUAUUGGUCGUGCCGGCGCACCAGGACCCAAAGGAGACCCCGGAGUGAUGGGCCCGCAAGGACCGCCCGGACCUAGAGGGCCAUCCGGUGAACCGGGCGAGAAGGGCGACCAGGGCAUCCCGGGGCUCGACGCACCAUGUCCGAUUGGGCCCGAUGGACUGCCGAUGGAGUUCUGCGCCUGGAAGAAUGGAGAUGGCUCAAACGUGCGCACGAAUUACGGG
Mesorhabditis spiculigera is the source of this 666-nucleotide messenger RNA. The record is from the annotation of a GenBank genome assembly. Lineage: Eukaryota; Metazoa; Nematoda; Chromadorea; Rhabditida; Rhabditidae.